ACCCGACUCUCAGAUGAGUUGAAACUCGGAAAUAAUAUCGUAUGUUUUUGCCAUUGAUUUUUUCUGCAAAUAGUCGCAUCCAAGCCUUCAUAAUGCCAUCAACGUUCAACUCAUAACCCGACUGUUCGUCUCUGUUCAGCACACAAGCCCUGCACCGCCACCGCCAACCGAGCCAUUGGAGAUGGAGGGGUUCGUCUCAGUACUUCCUCCACUUCUUGCCAUAUCGCUGGUACUUUCAGCUGGGAGCUCUCUAGACAUUAUUCUGCUCGCCAUCCUUGAAAUCUACAAGCAUUGGCAGUUUAUUAUCGAAUUCGUCCAAGCAAACAUAAACCCGGUCAUCGUCAUCGAUAUCUCAAAGUAUGUAGUUGCGGUCUUCACCACUCUCCAAAUUGCACGCUUCGCUAUUGCACUCUCCCGCUCUGAGUUUUGCAGCGAUGAGUUUCCAGUGAAGCCCAUGCUAUUUCCUUGCCAGACAAGUCAUGUACGAAUGUUUCCCAAGAAGCAUGGCUUUUCGUAUUCAUACUUGCUGGUCGGUAUCCCAGUCGGCUGGAAAGGAAAUUCUAGAGGCAUGAUCUCAGCAGAGGAGGAAGACAGUCGUCCAUGGUACAUUAGAUGGCUUUCGAUGAAGCCGAGCCUGGGGUGGUGGACAGUCAAUAGCGACGACUACCUAGCCCGAGGUCAUGUGCAUGAUGGGUUAACAGGAAAACUUCGAGGGUAUCUGGAGAGCCAGGGUGUUGAUCACAAGAAGUACGCAUUUGCAUACUUGCUCACUGCAGCAAAAUUCCUUGGCUAUGCUUCAAAUCCUGUCUCUGUCUGGCAUUUGUACUCAGCAAAGAGAGAACUGCAGGCUUUGGUGCUAGAAGUCAACAACACUUCUGAUGAACGUCACACUUAUUUCCUCGAACCUUCUUCGGCGAAACUGGUCUCAAGAGGUGCAGAUAUUCCUGAUUCUAUACGGUAUUCGGGAAGCUUGAAUAAAGAUUUCUACGUCUCGACCUUCAAUGACCGAGCUGGAAAAUAUUCUGUCGCUGCAUACGACCCGCUAUUUCCGUUCAUGAGUGGAGCUGGACCUGUGAAUACUACCAUCACCCUGAGUUCUGCAAAUUCACGUGCCAUGCUCAUUGCCAGAGUUUAUUCGGCAGGCCAAGCUCUUGAUCCAUCAUCCAUGUCCGUCUGGGCAAAGACAAAAUUCUUGGCCUCUUGGUGGUGGGUUGGAUAUCUGACGUUCUUUCCGAGAACUGUGUAUGAAGCGUUCAGGCUCCUUUUUCGAAGAGGUGUGCCUUGGGUGUCUCGACCUGAACCGAGAAAGAAUACCCUUUCACGCCAUGCAGAUCCCACAGAAAUUCACAUUGAGAAGCAUUUUUGGGAAUAUCUGGAAGAUAGAGUCAUGAGUUCUGAAAAUGAUAUCACAUUACAAUAUAUUUCAGCAGGACUCCUUGGUCCUUCAUCAGAAGGGCGUACAGCACGUUCUCACACAUCUGGAGAACGUACACUCGAAAUUCGGGUCCUGACCCCCAUUUUCUAUUCUCGCAUCGUCCAAUAUGCAGAUAUAUAUGCGGGACUUCUCCAGGAAAUUCAAAGCAAGACCAUCACAAUUUCAGAUCUGACCCUACUCAAGCUUCUCAGCUUCGAGUACUCACCAAUACUGAAUCCGAAGAUCUCACGAGCCGGGAUUUGUUUUGCCCUCAUCAAGAAGAUGCGUUCAGAAGUUCCACCAAUUCCUCUGCUGGAAAAGCCAGAUCCUGGAUCAGAAGUUUUUCAAAUACCUUCGCAUUCUGUUCACGGCCUCUCUGCUCUCGACCAUUACGUUUCCGCCACCGCUUCACCUUCUGAAGUGUAUAACUAUGUGAGAGGAGUGCUGAAGCUGUUAUUUGCGGAGCGGAUUGCUCAUGGUUGGAUGGAGAUCUUGAAUUUUGAGAUAUUCAUCGUGAGGCUGAUGGCUAUUUGGGCGGUUGUGAAGUUUGUGCUACCCUGAUUGUGUACAUCUGUACUGGAGUCGAGCAUCCUUGGCUGGAGCCUCCGAAUGUCGAAUUGUUGGGAAUUGUAUUUGGAGCAUUAAGCGUUGCUUGGGAUAGAACGGCGAGCGUAGAGAAAUAGACUUUAUCUUAGAAUGAAAGCUUGCUCUCACC
Molecule: messenger RNA, 2129 nt
Organism: Mollisia scopiformis
Lineage: Eukaryota; Fungi; Ascomycota; Leotiomycetes; Helotiales; Mollisiaceae
Exons: 2
Coding region: 182-1975 (597 amino acids)
Source: RefSeq, a predicted model, not a curated record